This is a messenger RNA of Onychomys torridus (southern grasshopper mouse), 1321 nucleotides long. It is a transcript of the gene Glipr1, whose product is annotated as GLI pathogenesis related 1. The transcript has 7 exons. The record is from RefSeq and is a predicted model, not a curated record. Bases 269 to 1063 code for a protein of 264 amino acids. Gene Ontology annotation, cellular component: extracellular region. NCBI's taxonomy places the organism in Eukaryota, Metazoa, Chordata, Mammalia, Rodentia, Cricetidae.
CUCAGGUCCCUUUUGGCCAUGGCAUUUCAUCACCGCAGCUGUCACGCUUCUCAAGCUGACGUUGACUGUGCUUUGCAAAGUUGGCCAUAAAGAAGCAGAGUGCUGAGGAUGUAGUGCAGUGGCAGAGCCCAUGCCUAGCACAAACGACCCUGGGUUCAACCUCCAGCACAGGAAGAAGGAAAAACAAGUCUGAAAGCUGAGAGAACCAAGCAUCCUGUCAGAACACCAGGGUUCUUGUGUUCUAGGUCCAUCCACAGCCGGAAGGAUCAUGCAGGCCAUCCUUGCUGUGAUGGCCUGGAUGGCUUCGUCCGUUUCUAGUGCUUCGUAUACCGCAAGUACUUUGCCAGAUAUAACAGAUGAGGAUUUCAUCAAAAAAUGUGUUCAAAUUCACAACCAGUUCCGGUCAAAAGUAAAUCCAACGGCCAGGAAUAUGCUGUACAUGUCUUGGGACCCAGCACUAGCCCGAAUUGCAAAAGCGUGGGCAAAAUCUUGUCGAUUUGCACACAACCCACAGCUGAAAUCACGGCUGCACCCAAGCUUCACCGUCGUGGGAGAAAAUAUCUGGACUGGAUCUUUAUCCCUCUUUUCGCCAUCUUCGGCCAUCUCAGACUGGUACAGUGAAAUCAAGUACUAUGACUUUGGCACUAGGAGAUGCUCUGAUGUCUGUGGCCAUUACACUCAGGUUGUUUGGGCAGACAGUUACAAGGUUGGCUGUGCAGUACAAUUUUGCCCUAGAGUUUCUAACUUUGAAAGCCUUUCUAAUGGAGCACAUUUUAUAUGCAACUAUGGACCCGGAGGAAACUACCCGACGCGGCCGUAUAAGCGAGGAACCACUUGCAGUGAUUGCCCAAAAGAUGACAGGUGUCUCAACAAUCUCUGCAUUAACCCACAGAGGGACGCUGUCUCACGUUACUACUCUGUUGACUAUCCAGAAUGGCCCAUAUAUCUACGUAACAGAUACACAUCUCUCUGUCUCAUUGUCAAAUCAGUACUUCUAAUACUGUCUGUUAUAAUUACCAUUUUGGUGAAGCACAAAUACCCUAACCUAGUUCUUGUGGACUAGUGCCAUCGCUGGGGACUACUUAGGCAUAAGUGGCUAUUUCAAAAUGUUUCAUAGAGCCAUAGAACUGCUGAGUUUCUGAUGUCUACAAAGAGCAAGCUCUCCUUUCCACUUGAUCAAUAAGGACGGUUGAGGUUGCCACAGCUAGGCUUUCAGCCACAGACAGCCUGCCUGCGGUUCAGAGCGGCAGACUACGCCUUUGAUAAUUCUCAAUCCCAUAGCCCUCACAGCUCCCAGGUUAAGAACACUGGCUGCUCUUGA